This is a messenger RNA of Cataglyphis hispanica, 2716 nucleotides long. Its product is annotated as protein MEMO1. The coding region runs from base 261 to 1151 and encodes 296 amino acids. The transcript has 8 exons. The record is from RefSeq and is a predicted model, not a curated record. Lineage: Eukaryota; Metazoa; Arthropoda; Insecta; Hymenoptera; Formicidae.
CACUUCUUUGUUCUCAAGUCGACGCAUAUCUUGUGGAUCAACGUGAAUAUUCACUGAAUAAUCUAUGGAAAGACAAUAGCCAACAAGGUUUUGUGAUAGCGUUUUAUAAACAUUUUACACUCUCUCGGCUAACAUAUAAAUCACUUUUAUCACGUCUGAUCUCGCCGAGGUUUCAUUCACAUUAGAUGAAGUGCCGUUAAGCGUUAAGUUCCAAGAGAAAGACACGCUCCAGGAAAAAGACAAGCGCGUUCGAUCCAAAAAUGGCAUUAAUUAGACGAGCCUCUCACGCUGGUAGCUGGUACUCGGACAAUGGUCCAGAGUUGAGUAAACAAUUAGAAGGUUGGUUGGGUGCGGCUGACUUAUCUCAUGGACCUGCGAGAGCAAUCAUCGCCCCGCAUGCAGGGUAUAGUUAUUGUGGGGCAUGUGCUGGUUUUGCUUACCGGCAAAUUAGUCCUGUAGUUGUCCGUAGGAUAUUUAUUCUAGGGCCUUCUCAUCAUGUGAGAUUACCAGGCUGUGCCCUAUCUUCGACUUCCAUUUACCGAACACCGUUAUAUGAUCUACAUAUUGACCAACAAGUGAGAAGAGAACUUGAAGAAACUGGUCAUUUCGAAUGCAUGGAUCUGAACACAGAUGAAGAAGAGCAUAGCAUUGAGAUGCAGUUGCCGUUCAUCGCCAAAAUUAUGGAAGGAUUUAAGGAUUCAUUUACCAUAAUCCCAAUUUUGGUGGGAUCCUUAAGUCCUGAUAGAGAAGCGCUUUAUGGGAGACUAUUAGCACCCUACAUGGCCGAUCCGCAAACAUUAUUUGUCAUCUCCUCUGAUUUCUGCCAUUGGGGACAACGUUUUCGCUAUACUUACUAUGAUAGAUCAUGUGGGCCUAUACACAGAUCUAUUCAAAACCUUGAUAAAAUGGGUAUGGACAUUAUAGAAACUUUGAAUCCUGCAAUGUUUACUGAAUAUCUUAAAAAAUAUGGUAAUACUAUUUGCGGCCGUCAUCCGAUUGGUGUUUUAUUGCAGGCCAUUCAUAGUCUCAAGGCAAAUACAAAUGGUCAAAGAAUGAAUUUGAAAUUUUUGAAAUACGCUCAAAGUAGUCAAUGUAACAAUAUGAAUGACAGCUCUGUCAGUUAUGCUAGUGCUUCCCUAGUUCUCGAGUGAUAAAAAUAUACAAUUUGAUCAUAUGAUUAUUGAUCAGCCUGAAUAUAAACAUUUUCUUAAAGUGGAUUGACAUGACAUAAUAAAGUUCUUUAAAUUAUUCAACAAGAUUAGAGGCACACAAAACGUUGAGAAAUUUUGUAAUGCAGAAAGAAGAUAAGGGAACACUGAAGUUAACAUUCUGCUGUAAUUUAUAACAUUAUUUAUAUUAUGUGGCUAUUACACAACCGGUGUCGGGGCAAGUGUUAAUUCUCGCGUUAUAUGUAACAGAUGGAAAGUGUACCAUUAUCGAAACCAUUUGUAUAACUGCAUUUCGGUUUAUUACUUACAAGAAAUAUUCAGUACUUCCAGAUUUCAAUAUAUAGGAAGGAGCUUAAAUAUUUCUUUGCUUUGGUUAUUGACAGCUACAUAUAUGGUAGAUGUAUAGUAAUAAAAUGUGUUUCUCAUGUGCAUGUAUUUAAAAGAGAAAAUUUCAAACUAUCGGCACAAAAGAAGAUAAUAUUAUUUAUAAACAAAAUUAUAAUUAGUGAUAAAUCAAAAUUGUUAAUUUCUUAUAUAAAUUUAUAAUUUAAAUAAUCCAUAUACUAUAAAAUAAUACGAUUUAUGGUGCUUAAGCUUUUUAUGUCUAGAUACACACUAUAUGAUACAAAUUAAUAUAAUUUUAAAAAUUAAUAAUAUUUUUUUUAGGUUGAUGUAGAUUAAUUUAAAUUAUGAUUGUGCAAAGAUAUAUUAGUAUAGGAUUUUUAUACAUAUAUUGAAAAGUAAUGUAAAAUUAUUAAUGUAAUAUUACUUUUUAAAGUCAUAAUUUAGUUUUCUUAAUCAAACCAAGUUAUGUGAUAUAUCAAAUGAGCUUGCAUAUUUUAUUUCACUGUCCUAAAUAGUGUUAAAUUGCUAAUAAAUUCGUGAAUAUUUUGUAAAGUCUCUUUUGUGCCUUUAGCAUGAACAACUUAUAUCAAUUUGUAUUGUAAUAUCGGUAUAUCAAUACAAAAGUUACAACUUAAAAUAUAUAUUUAUCUUCUCUUUUUUUCUUUUUAUACAAAGCAAUGGAAUGAUCUCAUAUCCUUCCUAUUCUAUAAUCUAUUGUUACCUAAGCAUAGGAGAUUAAAUUGAAUAAUGUAUUGUAUUAUUGUAAUAUGAUGUGAGUCUGAAAAUUGGGGUCAGUACAUAUAACUGAAAUGUAUAUGCAUGAGUUUUCAAACUCAUAACAUGUGUUUAUUUUUAUUUCUAUAUUACUUGCAAACAUGCAUCAAAUAAUAUAUUACUUUUCAAAAUGGUCCAUGAUACAGAAUUCUAUGUCGAAUAUGAAUUAAAACAUAUGGUAUACAUAUAUAAUUGAUUUACAUUUCGCAAUAAAGUAGCUUGUUCGUAAUACAAAAAAAAAAGAAGAUGGAAUUAUACAACUGAUCCUGCACAUGUUGGUUUUUCUAUCUUUAUAUACUGAGGUAAUAAGGUUUAUAUUUGUAUGAAAAAAAGUAGAGUAUAAUCUAUACCUAUAUUGUUUCAUAGACGUGUAAUAAAAAUAUGCAAGGAAAAAUAUACAAGUGUUUCUACAUACACAACUACGAUAA